GUAGCAGCUCUCUGAUCGGGAGCCACACCAUCCUUCAGCUUCUUCUUCGUCUCUUUUAUUUUGGGUUUUUUUUGGGUUUUACCAUUAAGGCUUAAAAAAGAAAAAGAAACAAAAGAAGAAGAGGGAGAGCUCGAGUAUUGUCGUGUUUUUUUUCCCCCCCGUUUCUUUAUGUGGACAAUGUGCGAGUCGCUGCUGGCGAGCCCACACAGUCCGUGCAUGUGUGUGUCCCUGCUGCUGGGCUACACAUGCUAAGCUAAGCUAAGCUAGCUUCUCACUCGGCGCCUAGCUAACGUUAGCCUCGCGUAGCCGCCGCGUCCAUUGACUCGCGGAGGGGGGAGAGAGACGGAACAGCAGCGAAUGUAAAAGCGGAGGGUUUCGAGGUUUUGUGUGUUUAUGACAACAAACCCGUCGCUGCUCAACAAUCGUCGCCGUCGGCCCGAGGUACGAAGUGUUGUAUGGUUCGUCGCGGAAAAUACUUUGCGCGCUAGCUAACAGAGGGGCUAGCUAUUUGUGUGUCUUCUUCUUCUUCUUCGAACCGAGGGGAGAGAACGGGCGAGUUUUUCUUUUAAAGUAAUGGAUGAUCAGACCAGGAUGCUGUCGAGUCUCGCCGGACUCGGUGGACUAGCACAAGGCGACGUCGGGGACCCGGACUCGGUCAGGAAGCAGCAGAGCCUGGGUCAGCCCCAGCAGGACAUCGGGGAUAUCCUCCAGCAGAUCAUGGCCAUCACCGACGAGAGCCUGGACGAAGCGCAGGCCAGGAAGCAUGCCCUGAACUGUCACAGAAUGAAGCCAGCCCUCUUCAGCGUUCUCUGUGAGAUCAAAGAGAAGACGGUGCUGAGUAUACGAGGCGUGCAGGAGGAGGACCCUCCAGAUCCCCAGAUCAUGCGGUUGGACAACAUGCUGCUGGCAGAAGGGGUGUCAGGACCGGAGAAGGGAGGAGGAUCGGCCGCAGCGGCUGCAGCUGCAGCAGCAGCAGGGGGCUCACCUACCGACAGCAGCAUAGAACACUCCGACUACAGAGCCAAGCUCGCCCAGAUCCGCCAGAUAUACCAUUCUGAGCUGGAGAAGUAUGAGCAGGCCUGCAGUGAGUUCACCAACCAUGUAAUGAACCUGCUGAGAGAGCAGUCUCGCACACGGCCCAUCUCUCCCAAGGAGAUUGAGCGCAUGGUGGCCAUCAUCCACCGCAAGUUCAGCUCCAUUCAGAUGCAGCUGAAGCAGAGCACCUGCGAGGCCGUCAUGAUCCUGCGCUCACGUUUCCUAGACGCCAGACGUAAGAGGCGCAACUUCAACAAGCAAGCCACAGAGGUGCUGAACGAGUAUUUCUACUCCCACCUGUCUAACCCUUACCCCAGUGAGGAAGCCAAGGAGGAGCUGGCCAAAAAGUGUGCGAUCACUGUGUCUCAGGUUUCUAACUGGUUUGGCAACAAGAGAAUACGCUACAAGAAGAACAUCGGUAAGUUCCAGGAGGAGGCAAACCUCUACGCAGUUAAAACGGCGGUGGAUGCUGCCAAUGUGUCGGCGCAGGCUAGCCAGGCUAACUCCCCAGCAACGCCCAACUCAGGGUCACCAGGGUCAUACAGUUUGUCUCACGCAGGCGACGCCUACCUCAGUCUGCGUUCACUCAACGGGGAGGGUCUCAACAUCGCCCCCUCUCUACAGUCGCAGGUGGAUACCCUGCACCGUGCUACACACCUGACGGGCGGCUAUGAGGAGCUGUCGGGUAGUGGCCUCUACACCCCCCAUCACCUGGAUGCUAACAGCUGGCAGGACACCACCACCCCCCCCUCGGUCACCUCCCCUCCCGGUCCUCCUGGCAGCGUCCACUCCGACACCUCCAACUGAUCCGGUGGCUCCUCCCUCUGCCGUCACCUCACUCCCACCGUGGUCCGCUCUGCCCCCCCCCCCACUGCUCUUCAACACUCCCUCGUCUCUCAAGUAAACAAACAGUCUCUCACCGGCCUGUUUUUUUUGCAUUUCAUAAACACGCACUGUGCUGGAACACAGGACAGCCGACCCGCCGUCGGGGUUCACGGCUCCACUCCAGCGCUCCGACACUCCGUGACUCCGCCCCCGCUCGAGGCACGGAGCUCCAAACAUCUCCGCCAUCACAGACUUUUUGAAAAAAACCACUGACCCAGCCGUGUAGAUGAUCAUGAUGUCUGUACAUAAUGUGUAUGUGCACGUUAGCUCCACACAGGACUCACACAGCUCGUCCACGUGACCUCUGACCUCUGCACUCCAUUCCUUUGCUUUGGGAAACUGUGUGUGAUUGCCUGUAUCUCUUGAAGCCUUGGCGUUUGCAGCCGACCCGUGGAUACAGUGGAUCACCAGGGGGCGCUGCUCACCUGGCUCGUACCAAAGUGCUGCCUCAGCAGUCGUCAACACAUCGGUUCCUCCGGGAUCGACCUCCGCCGACACCAGACGCCACCGCCGCAUCUCCCCGGGUUCCUCCUAGGUUGAUAUUUCAUUCUGUUGGAGAUUUCAAAGUGAAUCACGGAUCCACGUGCAGAAGGUGCAUGCAAAACCCCCCCCCUCAUCCAUACCACACACACACAGCAACACAACUUUUCAGUCGUUUUCAUAGUGAGCUGACAUUAAUAAAAAAAAAAAAGAAGUGUCAAGCACAAACGUUAGCAUCCUUGUUCUGGGCGUGUCUACCUGAAGAGAGGUAGUGAAGGGAUCACUGUUCUCAACCAGGCAGGACAGGGGAUGAGAGGAUGAGAGGAUGAGAGAGGAGAAGAACUCUGGUGGAGUGGAUGUAACUAAUAGCCCUUUUUGUUGCUAACCAAUAGAGGGCAGAGUUGGUAGACGGCUUGUAGACUUUACUUCUUGCUUUCUGUCCACUAGUUAUUUUGAUUGUAGGCUAUUUUCUAAUGCUGUUUCACCAAGAAUGCACCAGCCACCACCAAAAAUGAGCUCAAUAAAGCAUCAGGACGACG
Messenger RNA from Limanda limanda (common dab), 2939 nucleotides. RefSeq names its product pre-B-cell leukemia transcription factor 4 (gene pbx4). Gene Ontology annotation, biological process: neuron development; regulation of transcription by RNA polymerase II; brain development. Lineage: Eukaryota; Metazoa; Chordata; Actinopteri; Pleuronectiformes; Pleuronectidae. The transcript has 9 exons. The record is from RefSeq and is a predicted model, not a curated record. Gene Ontology annotation, cellular component: nucleus. Bases 574 to 1842 code for a protein of 422 amino acids. Gene Ontology annotation, molecular function: RNA polymerase II cis-regulatory region sequence-specific DNA binding; DNA-binding transcription factor activity, RNA polymerase II-specific.